UCCUCUCACUCUCUCAUACUCUCACUCUCUCAUCCUCUCAAUCUCUCACACUCUCACUCUCUCACUGAACGACCUGCCUGAAGCACAGCACUCUGAGCAGCAACAUGGCAUCUCGAGUUACAGCUCUUCUCUUCAUCGCAACAGUCUGCUUGGGCUAUGCAGCAGCAUUCUCAGAGGUACCCGUGGACUGCUGCCUGGCGACCACUAAGACCCGUUUCCCUCGCCACUUCAAGAUGUUCUCCUACCUGCUGCAGACCACAGACAAAGGCUGUGACAUCGAUGCCACUGUGUUUAUCACUAAGACAAGAGCGAGACUGUGCACGCCCCAUCCCACAGAGAGCAAGUGGGUGGCAGACUACAUCAAACGUCUGGAGCGAACCAUCUCCCUACGGAGAGCUGACACACCUCAGGAGUAAAUGAGCAGAGUAAGACCAGGAGAGGAGUGGAGGAGAACAGGAGUGGA
Coregonus clupeaformis (lake whitefish) is the source of this 463-nucleotide messenger RNA. It is a transcript of the gene ccl19a.2, whose product is annotated as chemokine (C-C motif) ligand 19a, tandem duplicate 2. NCBI's taxonomy places the organism in Eukaryota, Metazoa, Chordata, Actinopteri, Salmoniformes, Salmonidae. Gene Ontology annotation, biological process: G protein-coupled receptor signaling pathway; lymphocyte chemotaxis; chemokine-mediated signaling pathway. Gene Ontology annotation, molecular function: chemokine activity; CCR chemokine receptor binding. The transcript has 4 exons. Gene Ontology annotation, cellular component: extracellular region. The coding region runs from base 105 to 416 and encodes 103 amino acids. The record is from RefSeq and is a predicted model, not a curated record.